AUGCCAUUACAAGGAAAAAUUGCUCUUGUUACUGGAGCAUCAAGAGGAAUAGGUCGAGGUAUAGCACUUCAGCUGGGAGAAGCUGGAGCUACAGUCUAUAUUACUGGUAGGCCUCCAAAGUUGUCACUGCAGUCUAAACAAGAAGACCUCCCAACAUUAGAAAAAACAGCAGAAGAAAUUAACAAACGUGGAGGGAAGGGCAUUGCUGUGUACUGUGAUCAUUCUAAGAUGGAUGAAGUGGAAAAACUCUUCCAGAAAAUCAGUGCAGAAACAGACGGAAGUCUUGAUAUUCUGGUCAAUAAUGCAUUCAGUGCAGUAACGGAUCAUGGGUUGCGGAGACUGUUGACUCGAACAACAGUCGUCUAG
Molecule: messenger RNA, 366 nt
Organism: Enterobius vermicularis (human pinworm)
Lineage: Eukaryota; Metazoa; Nematoda; Chromadorea; Rhabditida; Oxyuridae
Source: the annotation of a GenBank genome assembly